Molecule: messenger RNA, 2080 nt
Organism: Durio zibethinus
Lineage: Eukaryota; Viridiplantae; Streptophyta; Magnoliopsida; Malvales; Malvaceae
Product: BTB/POZ and TAZ domain-containing protein 4-like
Molecular function (GO): protein binding
Source: RefSeq, a predicted model, not a curated record
UAGUUAGGGAGUUUUGCUGACAGAUAAAAUGAUUUGAUCGGAACAGAGUGGAUUUAGACAGUAACAGAUUUUUCAAAAGUUGGUUUUCUCUUUUUUUCAUUCCCAUCCUCUGGCACCCUAACUGGGUGGCGUGGCGGUGGAGCUCUGUGUUGGCAGCUUUGUUUGUUUGUUUAUUUGGAGGAGGAGGAGCAGAAUCUGGCGGUGGUAAAUUUUGACGGUUAUUGAUAUUGAUGACUUUAAAGCGAGAAAGGAACUGAUCGUCGCCAUUUCCCUUCUCCUUUCCUUCGCCGUUUCUUCAUUGAAUAAUUACGCUAAGAAGAGAGGCAAAAGAAAAGAAGAAAAGGUAUCAAACUUUUUUUUUUUCAGAUUUAAGAAAGAAAAAGGAACCCUGAGUUUUGUUACCAUUGAAUUCCAAUUCCUUCUAAAAGUGAAGCUAAUGGGAAGAAUGGAAACUAUUACAAAGCAAUCUCCUCAAGGUGCCAAUAAUGUUUGUCCAGCGCCACCCCCUUUACCAGGUGCAGCUACAAAUUUUCGGCAAAAGCGGUUAUUUAUGAUGAACAAUGGAUCAGCAAUAACUGGAAACAGCUGUGUUUCUACAGCCACCAGGGAUAUGUGGGAUAGCCUCUUUGAUGGAGGCUAUAGGGCGGACGUUACCAUUAAAUCUAAUAAUGGCGGCAUCAUCUAUGCACAUGCUAAUGUUCUUGGUAUGGCGUCUCCUGUCUUAAGAGGCAUGUUGAUUCAAGCAAAAGGCUUUGGUCAAAAGGGAUCAAUUUCAAUCCAUGGUGUUCCAGAAGAUGCAGUUCGGGUUUUCAUCCGAUUCUUGUACUCUUCCUGUUAUGAGAAAGAGGAAAUGAAGGAAUUUGUCCUGCCCUUGUUGGUGCUAUCACACUCAUUUGUUGUUCCUCAGUUGAAGCGAGUUUGUGAACAGCAACUAGAGCAUGGCUUGCUUACUCUAGAAAAUGUAGUUGAUGUCUUCCAGCUUUCAUUACUGUUUGAUGCACCUCGGCUCACGCUGAUUAGUCACCGUAUGAUCCUAAGGAACUUCAAGGUUGUUUCUGCUACUGAAGGAUGGAAAGCAAUGAAGAAGAGCCAUCCAGCACUUGAAAAAGAACUAGUGAAAUCCAUGAUUGAUGAAGAAAAUAUGAAAAAGGAGAAAAUCAAAAGAUCAAAUGAGCGGAAAAUCUAUCUUGAAUUAUGUGAAGCAAUGGAGGCUCUUGUUCACAUUUGCAGAGAUGGUUGCAGGACAAUUGGUCCACGCGAUAAGCAUUUCAAAGAGGAACAGAAACCUUGCAAUUAUAGAGCCUGCAAAGGGCUAGAAUUGCUUAUUCGUCAUUUUGCUGGUUGCAAGUUGAGAGUCCCUGGCGGCUGCAUUCAUUGCAAAAGAAUGUGGCAGCUACUGGAGCUACACUCCCGUCUCUGCGCUGAUUCAAGUUCGUGCAAAGUUCCUUUGUGCAGGAAUUUCAAGGAGAAGAUCAGGAAACAAAGCAAGAAGGAUGAGAUCAAGUGGAAAAUACUAGUGAAAAAGAUAUUGAGAAUAAAGAGAAUUGGAGGAGGUGCACCGUUCUCUGUGUACUUAAAUUCCAUCUCUUCACGACAAAGAAAGUCCAGGCUUCUCAGAUCCUGAUUCAUUUGUAAAAUUUAAUUUAACUUUGUCCCUUGAUGUAUAAAACUAUAAAAGCAAAGAAUCACUGCUUCCCAACAACUUUUCUUCUGGCUCCUUUUGCAGCUAGAGAAGUGAUAUGCAAUAUGCAAUUUUUGAUCAACCCCCAAAUCAUUAACCAUCAAGUUCAGCUUUUCCAAAAGCUAAUUCAAAGACGGGGUAUCGCCAAUUAAUGAAAAAGUUCAGAUAGGUGAAAUGGGAACCUAUUAUUGAUGAACAAAAUUGAAAGAUUUGAUUUAUAAGAUUUUUGUCAGAUAGUUUUGACCAAAAAAAAAAAAUCAAUGAUGUCACAUUCAUCAAUAUGCAAUGAUGUUUGGUGGAUCCACGAUAGACAAUCCAACUCCAGAAGCAAAUGGCAAAUGCAUAAAUGAAUAAUGGUCCCUUUCAAACUAUUCAAUGGCAAUUAUUCUUGUGGGGAAA